AUGACCUCGGCAUUCACUCUUUCCUUGCUGCUCAGUCAUUCUUUUUUCCAGAUCUGUUUAGAUCUAGUCAUUCUUUUGAACAUGGCUCCUCUUUGGCCAUGGCUGGGCGCUGCCCUUGCAGCUUUGCCAGUGGCUCUGGCUGCACACGGCGACCCUAUUGCGCAGAAAUACAUUGUCGAGUUUGCUAACUCGAACACUUCAUCGGCUAGCUUCCUCACGACCCUCGAGGACCAUGGCAUCCAUGCCAGUCUCAACCACGACCUCUCAUUCGAUCUUUUCCACGGUGGCUCCUUCACCCUGCUGGAUGACGAGAAUGAGGCUGCCAUCGUCAAGCAGAUCUCUUCGCUGUCUGGGGUGAAGAACGUCUCCCCCGUCCGUGAGAUGCACCACCCUCAGCGAGAGGCGUCGAGUGUUGCCCACGGCGCGCCCGUCCGCCGUGAUCUCUCCCACGGCCUCCAGCGUCGCGGUCCGUCUGCUCACGGAGAUAAUGACUACCCUCACAUCAUGACCGGUGUUGACAAGCUCCGCAGGGAGGGCUACACAGGAAGCGGUAUCCGUGUGGCUGUGGUGGACUCUGGCGUUGACUACAAGCAUCCUGCACUCGGAGGUUGCUUUGGCAAGGGCUGUCUAGUUGAAUAUGGUUGGAAUUUCCUCACAAACACCUCGGAUCCAUGGGAAGGCCAGGCUGGCCACGGAACCCACGUCUCUGGACUCAUUGCUGCUCAGCCUAACCCCUACGGAUUCACUGGUGUUGCCCCAAAUGUGACGCUGGGUCAUUACAAGAUCCUCGGACAGCAAACCGUCCGGUAUGAAAGUGACAUCAUCACAGUCGCUUUCAAGAGGGCGUACGAGGACAAGACCGACAUCAUUUCUGCAUCCUUCGGUACCUACAAUGGCUGGAGCGACGAGCCCAUUGGACAAUUGGUCGCGAGACUAGCUGACGCCGGACUUCCCGUUUUCAUUGCCGAUGGCAAUGAUGGAAGCUUUGGCUUGUUCUUGGCUUCGAACAGCAUCGAUACCCCAGGCAGUGGAAUUGGAAUCGGAUCCGUCAACAACAAGUACAGCCCUCUGCUUCUGAGCGGAGCAACCUACUCGACACAGAACACCACCAAGCCAUUCGGCUGGCAACUUGCAGGCACCUCCGACUUCAAGAAUGGCACUUACACCCUUUACCCAAGCAGCUUGAACACCUCUGUUGUUGGUGACUCCUGCGAGCCCUGGACAGAUGACCACCCCGAUCUCUCUGACAAGAUUGUUCUGAUCCGCUACGGUGGCUGCAAGAGCAGCCAGCAGCAGGCCAAUGCCGUUAAGGCUGGUGCUAAGAAUGUCCUCAUCUACCUCAACGAGCCCGGUACCUACGAGCUGAGUGUUCAGGACGCUAACCUCACUGGCGUGGGUAUGGUUUCUGCUCAGACUGGUGAGAAAUUGGUUAACCUUGCUGCCUCCGGAGCUGAAAUCAAACUCAACAUGAUCAGCGAGAAGUUUGCCAAAACGAUCUUCAUCAACGAGACCAACCCUCAAUCCGGCGGCCAGCUCAGUGAAUUCAGCCAGUGGGGUCCCAGCAACGAGCUCCUCCCCGUGACAGCUGUUUCCGCACCCGGUGGAUUCAUGCUGUCGACUUGGCCUGUUCCUGCUGGUAGCUACGCCAUUGAGAGCGGUACCUCGAUGGCGACUCCGUACGUUGCUGGUUGCGUUGCUCUCCUGAUGGAGGCUCGCGGCAAGGGCAACCUGACCCCCAACGAGCUCAGAUCUCUGCUUUCCACCACUGGUAAGCCCAAUGUCUUCCAUGACGGUGUCACUGCGUCGUCGCUCCUGGGAUCCGUGGCGCAGCAGGGUGGUGGAAUGAUCGAUGCCUACAAGUUGGUGCACGCAACCACUAGCUUCAACGUCAGCACCAUUGCCUUCAACGACACCCAGCACAUUGCUCCGGCCUACAUCCGCAUCAGCAACAACGCCUCCUCUUCGCGCGUUUACUCUGUCGGACACGUCGGCGCCGCCACCGUGUACACCUUGACUGGCAACAGCUCCAUCCCCAAGGAGAACAAGCUCGGAAACUUCACCGAGCACGUCCCCGAGGGAGCCUCUCUUCAGCUCAGCUCAUCCAGCAUCAGUGUUCCAGCCGGUGGAUCCGCCGUGCUCAAGGUCACCGCCACUCCACCCAAGGGUCUUGACUUCCGCCGCAUUCCCGUGUACAGCGGAUACGUCACCUUCAACGGAACCAGCUCCGAUGACUCUUUCUCCGUCCCAUACCUGGGUGUUGCUGCUGCGAUGCGCAACGUGACUAUCCUGGACACCACGGAAGGCAGCAACAUGAUCAUCGACAGCGUUACCGAGAAGCCCAUUAAGGCCAAUGAGCAACUUGUCUUCCCAGGCGAGAACGACGCUUACGAUAGAGCGAACACCAGCUACCCCAUCUUCCAGACGAAGCUGUCUAUGGGCACGAAUCUGCUUCUUGUUGGCGUGAAGGCUGCUAACAGCAGCACUGUCCUGCCAGUUAUGGAGCCUCAGACCGCUCUCGCUCGGACAACUCAGAUUGGUAUCUCUGGUCCCAAUACAUUUUCCUUUAUGGGCCAGUUGGCCAAUGGCUCAUACGUCCCUGAGGGUGAUUACACCAUGGUUGUUCGUGCGCUGAAGAUCUUUGGUGAUCGUAAGAACCCGAGGGAUUAUGACACUGUGCGAACAGUCAACUUUGGAUUUACAUAUGCGGCCCCUGCUAACUGA
Penicillium olsonii is the source of this 2721-nucleotide messenger RNA. Lineage: Eukaryota; Fungi; Ascomycota; Eurotiomycetes; Eurotiales; Aspergillaceae. The record is from the annotation of a GenBank genome assembly.